GGUUGGUUGGAUCUGGGCACUGGGGCGUUGGUGGCAGCGCUGAGGGGCCCCCCUCUGCCCCAUCAUGGUGUCUGCUCUCACCGUCCUCCUCGGCUGCUGGCUGGCUGGGCGGAGCGGGGCGUUGGGACAGGGGUCCCUCCCCAAACCCUCCAUCUCCAUCAGCCCCGGUGGGGUGAUCCCCAUAGGGGGAAACGUCACCAUCCGGUUUUGGCAUCAGCGCCUGGGCAUGAGGUUCAUCCUCUCCAAGGAUGGAGAUGGGAACCUUCCGACAUACAGGGACCCUGCUAGUUAUGUGGCUGAAUUUCCCAUCACCAGCGCCAGACGGGAACACGGGGGCAGCUACACCUGUUGUUAUAUCUACAGAACAGGACCAGCUGCCUUCUCGGAGCCCAGCGACCCUGUGCAGAUCAUUGUAGCAGGUGGGGCCCAGCCCAGCACCUCGGCUCCCAGCCCCACACCCAGCCAGGCCCCCAGGGGGUCUCUGUGAGCCCUGACCCCGCAGAGGGGACGCCCGGCUGGGGAGCGGGGAUGGAGUCACUGGGGGGUUCCCCAGCCAGUGGGGAGCAGUAGCCCCUGGAGACUCGGGGCAGGGAGGCGACUUUAACGCUGCCCCUUGUGGGUAGGAGCCGUGAGUCGCUAUUUAAUCCCGUGAUCCCCUCCGCUCUGUUCUCCAGGCCCCGCCGCAGGCAGUGCCCCGGCCGGAGCUGAAUGAGGCAGGGGCUGCAGGGGAAGUGGUGGCUUGGUGGACACAGUGCUGGGCUGGGACCCAGGAGAUCUGGCCCAGCUCCUGGCGCAGCCACAGACACUGUGUGAUGGGAGCACAUCGCAGUUUCCAAAAGUGUUCUUCCUUGUGGGGGGGCCUCAAUCUUGGGGGAUCUGAGGCUGAGCGCCCACAAACCGAGACACCCCCAGAUAGUGGAGACCUCUGCAAACACUGGCUUCAGUAGCGCUGGAUCCCUUGUGUUGGGGGAGCAUGAAGGGCCCCAGCCAUGAUCAAGGCCCCUUUGUGCCCAGCGCUGCAUAAACACAGAGUGAAGAGACCGUCCCUGCCCCUGGGAGCUCACUAAGAAAAGUGAAUCUGUCUGUGCCUCAGUUUCCAAACUGUAGAAUGGGGAUAAAGACCCCUCCCUGCCUCCUGGUGGGCUGGGAGGGUGACUCUUUUCCUGUGUGGGGCUCAGCCCCCUGCCCCUCUUCCCCCCCUUUGACGCUGCUCUCUCCACCGCCCUCCUCCUUCCAGGUGAGCCGUGCACCAGAGG
Messenger RNA from Chelonia mydas (Green sea turtle), 1256 nucleotides. RefSeq names its product leukocyte immunoglobulin-like receptor subfamily A member 3. The record is from RefSeq and is a predicted model, not a curated record. NCBI's taxonomy places the organism in Eukaryota, Metazoa, Chordata, Testudines, Cheloniidae.